AUGUUAUCACACUUAACUAACAGACCCUUUAUCAAUGAACAGAUUGAAAUCCCUGACGAAUUUGACUUUGAUACUACCGAAGAUAAGCCAGAAAAACCAAAAUAUAAGCCACUUCAUUUUGAUUCACAGUUCCCAAGUAAUACUCAAAUAGAUUAUAUUAGAAAUUCUAAAGAUUUAUCCUCUUAUGAUGCUAAGAGUUUCAGAGCUUCCGGUUCAGAUAAAAAUCCCCAGUUAAUAUCAAAAGAAACAUUACUGUCCAUCUAUCAGUCAUAUUAA
Messenger RNA from Trichomonas vaginalis G3, 276 nucleotides. RefSeq lists its product as uncharacterized. NCBI's taxonomy places the organism in Eukaryota, Parabasalia, Trichomonadida, Trichomonadidae. The coding region runs from base 1 to 276 and encodes 91 amino acids. The record is from RefSeq and is a predicted model, not a curated record. The transcript has a single exon.